AUGAUGCGACAAAUAUUGACCGUUUUUAUUAUUACUGUGAUCUUUAAAACUGUAAAUGGAAAGAUUCAAUGCAAAAAUAUGCGUGGAAAGUCUGUCGAUUGGUUCGUUGUAUACAAGCUUCCGAAACUUUCCGGCAGCGGAACAACAGGAAAAGAGUUUGUCUAUAUUGACUCAGAAUCAUCAGAUUGGACUCGAGGAAAUGAUAUAAAUGAUGAGCAAGUAGCUGUGGGAGCCACAAUUUCUCAAGCUUAUUCAGCAGACAAAUCAAGCAAUUUUCUGUUGAUGUAUAGCGAUGAUGACCCAAUAAAAGAAGCUGAUUCUUAUCGAGGUCAUGCCAAAGGUGUCUCACUUUUCGAUUCAACUACUGGAUUCUGGCUGAUUCACAGUGUUCCUAAUUUUCCUCCAAUCAAGAGUUACUCGUACCCAAGUACUGCAGAAAAAUAUGGACAAUCAUUCUUCUGUUCUUCUAUGGAAGUUCAGCAUCUAGCAGAACUUGCGGAACAUUGGAAAUAUAUUCAAGCAACUCCAUACGUAAUAAACCUUCCGGAUAAGUUUGGAACACGGUUCCCAACACUCAAAAAUGUGCAAGCUAAACAAAGUUUACCACGCUCAGCUACUCAGUUUUGGAUUUCGAAACCAAUUAAAACGGUUCAAGGAGUGACAUUGAUGGCUUAUGCGAAACAUAAGAAGUUUGAUGGAGACAUUUGGAAUGACUUGAUCUCAAAACAAAACAAAGUGACACUUGCUGUUGAGAGUUGGUUGAAUGGGAGUGGUGAUGAUUUGCAUACAACUUGUACAGAUUCUAGUCAGACUCAUGACGUCACUGAAAUGCGUGUCACUGGACUGAAUUUUGCCAGCUCGAAGGAUCAUUCGAAGUGGGCGGUUUCUAAUUCUCAGACGAAUCCGAUUGUCUGUUUCGGAGAUAUGAAUAGACAGAAAUCUCAAUUAAAACGUGGCGGUGGAGCAGUGUGUAUUCAGAAUAGAAAUCUCUGGCAAAUCUAUCAUUCUUCUGUUAUUCAAGUUGAGCCCUGUAAAGCUUCUUUCCAUUACUCGUUUUUCAGAACAGCAAUCAUUUUCAUUUUUUUAGUAUUUUCAGUCUCGAAGAUCUAA
This is a messenger RNA of Caenorhabditis remanei, 1110 nucleotides long. RefSeq lists its product as uncharacterized. Gene Ontology annotation, biological process: apoptotic DNA fragmentation. The coding region runs from base 1 to 1110 and encodes 369 amino acids. Gene Ontology annotation, molecular function: deoxyribonuclease II activity. Lineage: Eukaryota; Metazoa; Nematoda; Chromadorea; Rhabditida; Rhabditidae. The record is from RefSeq and is a predicted model, not a curated record. The transcript is spliced from 6 exons.